AUGGCUGAACCUCAAAAAGCAACCUCAGACACUGUGCUUGUGUUAAAAUCUGAAACUUUAAUGUCGGACUUUGGUAAAAGUAAUGAGUCAAAGCCAGCUGUGGAAGAGGUUUUGUUAAAACUCAAAAAACAAAAAGCCAGUGCAAAGACUGCAUUUACGAAGGCGAAAAAUAAACUCUACAAUAUGACAGAAGGUAAGGAUGUCCCAACUCGAAGGUCUGUUCGAGAUCAGAUGGAUCAGUUGUGCAUUGUCCAAGCAAUGGAAGUAAUGCUGAUGUUGUCUGAAGAAUACUCCAAAAACAAUGAUGUAGCAAAUUCUAAAAAACUUAGCAUUGAAAUAACUAGACUUGAAGAUGAGACUGAAAGUGCACAGCAACAUGCUCAACAGUACUUAAACUGUAGAUCAGAUGCUAGCUCUGUACUAAGUUUACGAACAGGGAUGUCAAUGUUGUUCAACCAGAAACAAGAACACGGUAAAAGUCAGAAACAAGAAUGUCCCGGAGAAAAAGGGAAGGACGUUGAACAGGCUCAGAAUGAGUCCAUAAAGACUUUUGUAAGAAGUGAACAUGAAUUAGGUCAACCAAAGGACAUGUUCACGGUUGAUGACGCCAGCACAAGGUCCUAUAUUAAUGCAGACGUUGCUGCAGAGCUAGGACUGCAAGGUAAAACUAAACAAGUCACUGUGAAUGUGUUGAAUGAUGAGAAAGCCACAUUUGAAACAAUGCCAGUAGAAUUUGGACUGGAAAGUAAAGGUGGUGAGGUUGAUGUUAAUAUUUCUGCUUUCACAACAACUAAGGUUACAGGUGAUUUGCAGGUUGUUGACUGGCAGAAAUAUGGCAAACUAUGGACACAUCUGCAAGAUAUAGACUUUCCUAAAAUUGCAUCCCCUCCUAUUGUCGAUGUCCUGAUAGGCAUGGAUAAUUCAGAACUUCACUAUUCCUACUCAGAGGUACGUGGGAAUCCAGGUGAACCUCUUGCACGGUUAACGCCCCUUGGCUGGACUUGUAUAGGGAACAUUGCAGGGACAGGCUCUGAUAAUCAGACUCACUUUUCUAGUACAUUCUUCUCUCAUUCAAAUGCUGAUGAUCAAGAUUUGAAUAUGUUGUUGCAUAGGUUUUGGGAAGUUGAGAAAUUCCAGUCUAAAGAGACUGAAAACAUAAGCCCUGAAGACAAGAAUGUAUACAACAGGGUGAAAGAUGCCUUGACGUAUGAGGAUGGUCACUAUCAAAUAGGCAUACCAUGGAAGAAAGAGGUACAUGCCUUACCAUCAGAUAACUAUCAGAUGGCUCUAAGUCGUCUUGAGAGUACAGAGAAGAAAUUAGAAAAGGAUGAGACUAUAGCUGCUGCAUAUGAUACUGUCAUUUCACAGUAUCACACAAACGGAUAUAUCAGGAAAGUACCUACUGAAGAAAUGACAAAUACAGGAAAGUGGUAUUUGCCUCAUUUCCCGGUUGUACGUUUGGAUCGUCUCACAACAAAAGUGAGAAUUGUAUUUGAUGCCUCAGCCAAAUACAAGGGUAUUUCUUUGAAUGAAGUUAUCCACCAAGGUCCCAAACUGCAGAGGGAACUUUUUGAUGUAUUGUUACGAUUUAGACGCAACCCAGUAGCACUUAUGAGUGAUAUUGCCGAGAUGUACCUACAGGUCAAAAUCUCUCCCGAUGAUCGGCCCUAUCACAGAUUCUUAUGGAGGUCCAUGAAACGAGAUGAGCAACCCACAGAGUAUGAGUUUAGUCGAGUGGUAUUUGGGGUGAAUGCAUCUCCUUUCUUAGCACAGUUUGUAAGUCAGGAAAAUGCCAAGAAGCAUCAGGGUGAUCUCCCAUUAGCAGCAGAAACUGUGCAAAAAGCAACAUAUAUGGACGAUAGCAUGGACUCUGUGGAGGAUGACAAUACAGCUAUUGAGUUGUAUAGACAGUUGGUAGAUCUUUGGAGUAGAGCUGGGAUGCGCCCUAGAAAGUGGCUUUCAAAUUCCCACCAAGUACUCAAUCAGAUACCUGUUGAAGACAGAUUGUCAGAAGUUCAGUUGAACAGUAGCUACUUACCUUCAGCAAAGACGCUCGGUCUCAUGUGGAUAGCUGAAAGAGAUGUCUUUACUUUCACUUCCCACAUACCUGAAAUGAACUCCACGAUAUCUAAAAGAAUCUUUCUUCGUCAAAUAGCAAAGCUAUUUGAUCCUUUAGGAUUUCUUGCACCCUUUACUGUGAGGGCAAAGAUCAUUUUGCAAGAAAUGUGGACAGCAGGGUUAGAUUGGGAUGAAGAACUAGACAAUAAUCUGAAAAGGAAAGCAUGUCAGUGGUUCAUGGAACUGGAAGAUCUUGCACUUAUCCAGGUACCAAGAUGUUUGCGCUGUGGUCACGAGGUCAAAGAAACUACACUCCACAGCUUUGUAGAUGCAUCUGAGGAUGCAUAUGGUGCUGUAGUGUAUGCUGUGAAUACUUACCAGAAUGAUGAAAUCUCCAGUGUCAUAAUUGCUGCAAAAGGACGAGUAGCACCACUGAAACCCAUUAGCAUUCCACGCAUGGAAUUUAUGGCAGCUGUUACUGGACUCAGAUUAUCUGUUGCAAUAACAAAGGCAUUGGAAGUGUCAAUAGAUAUCGUAACAUUUUGGACAGACAGUUCAAAUGUGUUGUCAUGGAUAAAGAACCAUAGCCGAACAUUCAAACCCUUUGUUGCAAACAGAGUCAGUGAAAUUCAAGAGAUUACGAAUCCAUAUCAAUGGCGGUAUGUACCAACUGCUAAAAAUCCAGCAGAUAUGUUGACCAGAGGAAUAGCUGCAUCAAAGUUGAUUGAUAAUCAAAGUUGGUGGUCAGGACCCCCUUUCUUGACUAGAGAUGAAGGUGAAUGGCCCCAAAGACUAUCUGAAAUAGAAAGUAAAAAGACAUGUAAGCUAGAAAAUGAAACUCUGAAAGAAAACAAGAUCAUUACAAUGGUAGUGAACAAAUCAUCGUGUGAUGAAUGGAGACUAAAAGCUACAAGAUACUCAGAUUGGAAAAGACUGGCAAGAAUCCAAGCUUGGGUAUACAGAUUCUUGAACAACUGUGUUGCACAAAAUCAUCAAAGGAUCUCCGGGGAACUAACAGCAGAAGAAAUUGAAACUGCACAGUUCAAAAUCAUAGCACAAGUGCAGAGAGAAGAAUUUCCAGCUGAAUACUCCUGCCUUGAUAAGAGAAAACCAUUGCCAACCAACAGUAAACUCUUGGGAUUACAACCGAAGUUGGAUGAAUGUGGAGUGAUGAGAUCUGAUGGACGAUUGGCUUAUGCUGAGCAUCUAUCUCCAGAGUCAAGGUUUCCAAUCAUCUUGCCACGCAGAAACUGGAUCACAACAUUGAUUGUGAAAUCUUAUCAUGAGGAAGGACAGCAUGUUACCGGAACUAAUCAGACAUUAGCGGCACUCUCAGCGAAGUUUUGGAUCCUCUCUGGUAGAGAGGAAAUUCGAGAAUGGGAGCGGGUAUGUUCACAAUGUCGAAAACAGAAAGCAAAAGUGGCGCACCAGAUCAUGGCUCCUCUCCCAGAAAUGAGACUAACACCUUCUCUACGUGCUUUCACACAGGCUUGA
This is a messenger RNA of Haliotis rufescens (red abalone), 3552 nucleotides long. RefSeq lists its product as uncharacterized. The coding region runs from base 1 to 3552 and encodes 1183 amino acids. The record is from RefSeq and is a predicted model, not a curated record. Lineage: Eukaryota; Metazoa; Mollusca; Gastropoda; Lepetellida; Haliotidae. The transcript is spliced from 2 exons.